AUCGCUGCCUGCGCCACCUUGGCUCGCCAUGACGUCGGACAACCACGCGCCGGCGAACGAGCGACUUGACGGUUUUUUCGGAGGUCGAUGGUCGAUGGGUAGGCAUGACAAGGCCAAAGAAAGGGCUCACAGCUUUUUGGUGAUCAUGAGCCUUUCGACCGUGUUUCUCUUUUCCGGCACCGUCUUCGGCUGGGGCGCCUUUAGCUCGAUGCUCUUGCAGGAAGGCUACUACGACUAUCUCUGCGUCACACCGGACAAAGAUCACCCUUGCGAAAAGCAGUUGCAGGCGCUGAACAACGCCUUCACUUUGGCCACAACCUUCGUUCCCUGGCGAAGCAGGGUGUCGCUGACGGCCUUCGUGAACGGCUGGUUGGUGGAUACCUUGGGACCGACCAAGGUGACCAUCAUUUCAGGCGGUCUUGAGAUAGGCGUGAUGAACUGCCUGGGUUUGAUGGGCAUUGCCUUGACCAAAGCUUUGCCAUGGUCACACCAUGAGGCGGCUGAGGGUGGCUUCGACCUCUUCCUGUGGUCGCUACUGCUGGUGGCUGUGGGUGGCUCCAUGACGAUGUGUCCUGAACGAUUUAAGGAUCGUCCCUUGGGGUUCAUCGGAUAUCAGGCGCCUUUCCUAAUCCCCUCACACUUCACGCUGUUGAUUGAAGCUUGGCAGAUCCCGGAAGUGAACAGCUGCCUCUUUGAUGCCGGAACGAUUAUCUUUCCAGUGUUGAAGUUGCUGUACGACGUGGGCGUGCCAUUCAGUUUUUCCCUCCUCACCGUGGCCUGGGCUCUGAACGGCCGGGAGUUGGAUGGGAUCCGCCAAGCCGCCGGAGGCGCCGAAGCCAACGGCAACGACGGCAACGCGCAGAGGCAUCGACCGCUGGAGCAGAGAGGUAUGUUACAACAACUAGUGAGCUGGGAGUUCGCGGCCAUCUUCAUCUACAGCAUCAUUCAGGUGCCACGCGCCAAUAUGUACAUGGGUAGUGUCGAGCUGAUCAACCGCCACUGGGUGCUGGCGGGGGCGAAAGGGCUUGCGAAGGUGGCAGGAGUUUCGACCAUCACAGGCUUCAUCAUUCCCUUCGGCUUCCUGGCGGUUCCUCUCAUCGAGCUCUGCGUGCAUCGUCUGGGGACCAUCCCAACGGUGCAGGUCACCACCCUGCUGGGCCUCUUGUACAACGCCCCAUGGCUCUACCUGCAACUGGGCACCGUGUGUGUCUUUGCGGCCUGGAGGGCAUUUCUUUACAGCACCAUCAGCGCCUUCAACGGUGAGAUCUUUGGUGUGAAAACCAUGGGCCGCAUCAUGGGACUUUGCUUUGUCUUUUCGGGGCUCACGAAUAUGUUAACGGGGCCCAUUGUGAACGCUGCGGUGGACUCCAAUAACUUCGUGCCGUUGCUGGUGGAGGGCAUGUGUUUUUGCAUCCCUUUGCCCAUCAUCUUCCAGUUGCUUCACAUGAAGCGCUCGCGUCUCGCUGUGGACGUGGCGAGAACUCCCUUGGCGUCGUCGGUUAGAGGUUUUCCCAUCAUUUUCCAGAACCAAAAGACGGUUCAAUCCCACGGUGGAUACCUCGGGGCCAAGGACAUCUUGGAUCCCAUGGGUGCGAUGUCCAUCACGCGCGCGCGCUCUUCCACCUGGCCAUCGGAGGCCAUUGAGGAGGAGAUUUCACGUGGUGCCACCAGCCUGGCGGAGAUACAACCUUGA
Molecule: messenger RNA, 1693 nt
Organism: Cladocopium goreaui
Lineage: Eukaryota; Dinophyceae; Suessiales; Symbiodiniaceae
Source: the annotation of a GenBank genome assembly